Molecule: messenger RNA, 1089 nt
Organism: Penicillium oxalicum
Lineage: Eukaryota; Fungi; Ascomycota; Eurotiomycetes; Eurotiales; Aspergillaceae
Exons: 5
Coding region: 1-1089 (362 amino acids)
Source: RefSeq, a predicted model, not a curated record
AUGUCGAUGUCAGGCGAGGCUACGAGCACCGGUGUGAAUCACGACAACCUCCGCCAUGUAGUCAUCACGUCGACUUGUUUUGCAUUCAUUCUGUCUACUACGGCCGUGGUGUUUCGAAUCCUCUCUCGAAAGAUCAAUGGAAGUGGGCUCUUUGUCGACGACUGGUUGAUGAUUUCUGCAUUGAUCUGGGAAUGGGGGAUUUCAAUCGCGGGCAUUGUUCUUCUUUACAAUGGACUUGGAACCCACAUCGAGUACGUGAAGCCUGAACAGCUUGUCGUGUAUCUCAAGACUCUUUUCACAGGCUCUAUCCUAUACACCCUGUGUGUCGCGUCCAUCAAACUCUCCAUUUUGAUGCUCUAUAAGCGACUCUUCCCAGUCAGACCCAUGAAAGCUGCUGUUCAGGUUGUCUCUUUAAUCAUUAUUCUCUGGGCCGCCUGUGGAAUCCUGGCCGGCUGCUUCACGUGUAUUCCGACAGAGAAGCUCUGGAAUCCAAUGAUCCCCGGCGGCUGUAUGGAUCUGGGCAAGUUUUAUUACGGAUUGCAGAUUCCCAACAUUGUCACCGACGCUGUCAUCUUAGUGAUGCCAAUGCAUAUCGUCUGGGGGUUACCCAUCUCGAAGGCACAAAAGACCGGCUUGUCGAUCAUUUUCAUUCUCGGGCUCUUGUCAGUAAACGCCCUUUUUUCCAGUCGGCUUCAACAUAUCCUCCAAGUCGAGAUUGAAGAUGUCCUUUUGCUAAUGUCACCCACAAACCUCAGAACACUGAUUUUUGACAUUAUUCGCCUGGUCUCUCUCGUCGAUCUCUCCAAGGCGGGCAAUGAUAUUACCUACACCCAAGUGAACCCGAGCGUGUGGACAUGUAUCGAGCCCGCCGUCGGAAUAGUCGCCGCCUGCCUCUCCAACAUGCGACCUUUGUUCAAACUCGUCCAUCGCAAAGUAUGGCAGCGAUAUGUCGGGUCUACAGCAAACACCAGUCAACAAGACAUUGUGGGUGCGGACGGUGAAAAGCGCUGGACCCGGGACUUGAGCACCACCAACGCCACAAGUCCAAGCUGCCAAUCGCAAAGUCCUCGUAUGGAUAGCCCGGUUUAG